Molecule: messenger RNA, 930 nt
Organism: Xenopus laevis (African clawed frog)
Lineage: Eukaryota; Metazoa; Chordata; Amphibia; Anura; Pipidae
Product: olfactory receptor 5V1
Exons: 1
Coding region: 1-930 (309 amino acids)
Source: RefSeq, a predicted model, not a curated record
AUGCCAGACAACAACGAAAGCAGCACUGACGGUUUCCUUCUCCAGGGGUUUUCAGAUUAUACAGAGCUACAGAUUCCAUUGUUUUGUCUGUUUCUUAUGAUUUAUCUUUUAACCCUUAAGGCAAAUUUACUUAUCCUAAUAGUGAGUUACAAAACCUCUUUAAUUCAAACCCCUAUGUAUUUCUUCCUAUGCAAUCUCGCAUUUAUUGAUAUCUUUAGUUCCUCUGUGUAUCAGCCAAAACUUCUUUUGGUUCUCCUAAGAGGAGACAAUACAAUUUCUUUCAUUGGCUGCAUAUUCCAGCUACACUGCUUUAUGUCUUUGGCAUGUACUGAAUUUGUUUCGUUAACUGUCAUGGCGUAUGACCGCUAUGUUGCUAUUUGUAAUCCUUUGAGGUAUUUGAUUGUGAUGAACAGAAGAUUCUGUGUUAUAUUGGUCAUUAGUUGCUGGAUGGUUGGCUUCACAGAACCACUGUCACACACUUUGCUUGUAUCAACAUUGCCUUUUUGUGGUUCCAGAGCACUAGACCAUUUCUUUUGUGAUCUCAUCAUAUUAUUAAAACUGUCUUGUAAGGAUACAUUUUUUAUUGAGUUGUUAACAUAUAUUUUAGGCUCAAUAAUAGGACUUCCUGCCUUUAUUCUUAUUAUAGGCUCUUAUAUUUACAUUGUUGCCACUAUACUAAAGAUCCAUUCUUCUUCAGGAAGAAAGAAAGCUUUCUCUACUUGUACCUCCCACGUCACUGUGGUCAUUGUCUUCUAUGGCAGCAUUUUGAUAACCUAUAUGAGACCUCCUUCUCAGUAUUCAACCAUUCUAUCAAAACCAUCUGCCUUUUUAUACACUUCCAUUACCCCCUUAAUCAACCCAUUUAUAUACACUUUACGAACCAAGGAAAUGAAACAAUAUGUUUCUAGGCGAAGCAUUGUUAAACAUUGA